Caenorhabditis bovis is the source of this 468-nucleotide messenger RNA. NCBI's taxonomy places the organism in Eukaryota, Metazoa, Nematoda, Chromadorea, Rhabditida, Rhabditidae. The record is from the annotation of a GenBank genome assembly.
AUGCCGAAGAAUAAGGGAAAGGGAGGAAAAAAUCGCAGAAGGGGAAAGAAUGAAAAUGAUUUCAUGAAAAGAGAAUUGGAUCUGAAAGAAGAUGGCCAAGAAUACGGUCAAGUUUCAAAAAUGCUUGGAAAUGGGCGUGUGCAAGUUUUUUGUUUCGACGGAAAGCAGCGAGUCUGCCACAUUCGUGGAAAACUGCGUAAGAAGGUCUGGAUCAAUGUUGGAGACAUCAUUCUCAUCGGUCUUAGAGAAUUCCAAGAUGACAAGGGAGAUGUUAUUCUAAAGUACACCCCAGAUGAGGCUCGGCGGUUGAAGAACGAAGGAAUGAUUCCAGAAAAUGCGAAGCUCAAUGAAAAUGAUGAGCAAGAUGAAGGAGAGGUUGAAUUCUAAGAAGACUUGGCUGCUGGUCGUGGAUUCAAAGAUACUCGUGGUCAUCGCGGUGGAAAAGAUAAAUAUGGAAAACGGCGUUAG